UUCCUACCAAUCUUUUAUCUUGUGUCUUCCUCUUCAAUCUAUGAUUUUUCCCUCCUUUCUCUCUCUAUUCUAUAGUCUCCAAUCUACUACAGUCCCUUCAGUACAGACCCAGAUAUUCCUCCCUCUCAUACUUGUCUUUCCUUCCCCAAACGGAGCUCUACUCUAUGAAUAUUAAAUGCUACACUUCAUAGCAAGGAAAACGUGUCAGUCCAUUCGUAUCAAGAGAUGAUAGAGCGCCUCCUUUGGUCAUCAUUAGUAGUAGUAGUAGUAGUAGUACUGACGUUCCUGGUCCCGGCCAGAGCCACAGGUGACAAGAUACAGUGUGUAGCUGAUGAUGGUAAUCAUGAGUGUACUGAAACUUCAUCUUGUGACUUUGACAAUCAGAAUAAUUUAGAAUAUCCAGAGUGUCCUAAUUCUGUUGAAACAGGUGUUCCAUCAUACAAAUAUGCAUUUGGUUCUCCGCCAUAUUGUAGCAAAUGUAGUAAUUCUCGUAUAUCAUCUGGUCCUCCUAAUGAGGUUCAAGUACACAUGAGACCGUUUAACAACGACUACUUUAUUGUAAAUGUCUCAUGGAUCGUAGUUCAUGAUUCUUUAGUUCACGGUUACAUUAUUCAGUUGGAAGCUAAAUCCUUUAAUGGUGAGAAUAAUCCGCCUUCAGAAAAAGGCUGUCACUGCAUUCAAGGAAAGCAAACAACUCAUCAAGCAUUUUACAUGGAGUACAGCUAUGAUAAGGUUCUAAGCACUUGUGAAAAACUACGUCAUUUCGUAACAAAAGUUGGCACAACUUAUAAUGGUGACUACCAACCAGUUGAUAAAUAUUGGCCCACCAACUGUUAUAACUUCUCUUUAGACUUGGAUGAGUUGAGACGGAUCUGUGGGCCAAGAACUCCUCAGCCAGUGAGAGAGAUCAGGGCUUUCUCUGAGUUUUUUAAUAACUCCGAUAACAUUUCCAUUAAAUUUGAAUGGGACAUUCCACCUGAUGCCUACCCGAAUUAUCCACUGACUUAUUACUUAGAUGUAUACUUUGACCCUAAAAGUUUAAAUGUUGUAGGAUCAUACAAGACACAUAAUAGCACAUCAGUGACAUUGUCACCACUGUCUAGGAACUUAACUUAUAUUUUUGUGAUUACUACUUAUCAACCUGAGUUGUGCACUUUUGAUAACUGCAAAAAUUACGUCUGUAGCAGUCACACUCAUAUUGAAUAUACGCCAUUCAUACCCACUGAAGACUCUUCAUCAUCCAUUGUAAUGUCAUCAUCACAGUUAAUCACGCUAUCAAGCAGUCCUUCAGUUGUACAUACUCCUUCUAACACAAUACUUGUAACUACUCCGUCCUCUGUUCAUCAAAAUGGAGACAAGUCAAUUAAAGUUGUGGCUUCUGUUGGCAGUAGUCUAACCGUUGUCCUUAUACUAGCGCUAAUCACAUUAGCCCUAGUAGUAUCAGGUAUCUAUUGUACUAAGAAGAGUGCCCCCUCCUCUCCCUCUCCUAUCCCGUCCACCAUCUAUUCCUCCAGUGAUGAGGGAGGUCGCUCCACUCCCAUGUCUCCUAGUUCAGUUUUGACUUUUAUGGAAGUUUACGAAGCCAUUUUGAUUGAGUCCAAGCAGACUCCUAUUGAAGAUCGUGAAGCUGCUAUCCAGUAUUUGUGCACAGAGAAGUAUCUUGGGAAGUACGUUCGAGUUGGUUAUCUCGACAGAUAUGAACAGAUCACUCCUGCCGAAUGGCUCCAACAAAUGGAUGCCAUUCCGAAGAUUAUUUGUGUCGUGAAUGAGUGGUUUCACAGAGAGUGGAUACGCGAAACUCCUGGUACGCUGGUCGCCGCUUUAAAGACGAUGGUAGUCGCCAUGGUGCAUAGUCAGAGACAGAAUCUAUCCUCUAAAUUUGUUCUCUUCUUCUUAGAGAAUGGUGACGAGGUAUAUGUACCCGACUACCUGAACGCAGUUAACGCCAGGUUUUACUUUGCAGAUCAAGAUAUUGUUGGACUUGCACACUACAUAACGGGAGUAAGGGAGUUUGAGUUCCCCACCCAUCACACAGUUACUGUUGCCAUAGAUGCCGUGACAAAUGGAUCUAACACUUCAAUUGCAUGAUAAUAAUACAUGACCUACGCUCUCUCUUCUAUCUUUUUUAUCUUUCCUCUCCAUUUUUCUACAUUGUGUUAACUUAUUUUGUGUAUGUAUAUAUGUAUCUAUUUGUUGUUGUUGAGUGUGUUUAUAUGCAGUGUGAUUGUGUGAAUAACCAUUUAUAUAUUUUUGGCAAUAAUUAUAUUAUUAUAAUUGUUUUUUUAACAUGAAAAGUUAAUAAUAAAGAUUAAA
This is a messenger RNA of Amphimedon queenslandica, 2313 nucleotides long. RefSeq lists its product as uncharacterized. The transcript is spliced from 11 exons. The record is from RefSeq and is a predicted model, not a curated record. NCBI's taxonomy places the organism in Eukaryota, Metazoa, Porifera, Demospongiae, Haplosclerida, Niphatidae. The coding region runs from base 226 to 2088 and encodes 620 amino acids. Gene Ontology annotation, molecular function: protein binding.